AUGACGAAGGACACCAGCCUGCGUGUGCGCCUGCCGGUGCUGGUGUUUGUGUGCGAGGCCGUGUUCCUGGCCCUCUACGCCCUCUUCGUGACCUACGACGAGAGCGCCGACGCCAAGUUCCAGAACAACCUGACCGACCCCAUGCAGAACGCCCUGUACCGGGACUACCCCUACUUCACCGACGUGCAGGUGAUGAUCUUCAUCGGCUUCGGCUGCCUGCUGGCCUUCCUGCGCUUCUACGGCUUCGGCGGCAUGGUCUUCAACUUCCUGACGGCCACCUUCGCCAUCCAGUGGGCCACGCUGGUGCACGGCUACUUCCAGUUCUACUGGGACGGCAAGAUCCACCUGGGCGUGGUGAACCUGAUCAACGCCGAGUUCGCCUGCGCCGUGGUGCUCAUCUCCUUCGGGGCGGUGCUGGGCAAGGUCAGCCCCGUGCAGCUGCUGGUCAUGGCCCUGCUGGAGAUCCCCAUCUGGGCCGCCACCGAGUGGGCCGUGCUCAAGUACCUGCGGAUCAACGACGCCGGGGGCUCCAUCCUCAUCCACCUGUUCGCCUGCUACUUUGGCCUGGGGGCCACCUUCGUGCUGUACCGGCCGGCGCUCAACCAGGGCCACGCCAAGGAGGUGACCAGCUACACGUCGGACAUCCUGUCGGUGAUGGGCACGCUCUUCCUCUGGGUCUUCUGGCCGUCGUUCAACUCGGCGCUGACCUUCAAGGGCGACGACCAGCACCGGGCCAUCCUGCACACCUUCAUCGGCCUGAGCUCCUCCACGCUCACCGCCUUCGCGCUCUCCGCCGUCUUCAGCAAGCGGGGCAAGAUCACCAUGGCCGACGUGCAGAACGUGACGCUGGCGGGCGGCGUGACGGUGGGCGCCUCGGUGGACAUGAUGAUCACGCCGGCCGCCGCCUACGCGCUGGGCAUCAUGGGCUGCACGGCCUGCUUCCUGGGUUACAAGUACCUGACGCCCUUCCUGGCGCGCCGCCUCCGCAUCCAGGACCAGUGCGGCAUCCACAACCUGCACGGCCUCACCGGCCUCAUCUCCUGCACGGCGGGCAUCUGCGCCAUCCUGCUGGCCACCGAGGAGACCUACGGCCCCAGCAUGUACCAGAUCUUCGCCCACCGCGCGCCCAUGGAGGGAGACCCGAAGCUGGACGCGCUGCGGGAGCUGAUCCCGGGGCUGAAGGCCGGGCUGGGCCGCACCGCCGAGACGCAGGCCAUGUACCAGGUGGCUGCCAUCUUCGCCACCAUCGCCGCUGCGGCCGUCGGAGGCGUGGUGACCGGCUUCGUCAUGAAGCUGCCCUUCCUCGCGGCCUACCCGGACGACCUCUGCUUUGACGACGAGGUGUUCUUCGACGUGCCGGGUGAUUUUGAUAGCAUGAAGGCCGGUUUCAUGAAUGGGAUGAUAGAUGACAAGUUGGCUGAAGACAAGGUGUGAUUGAAUGUCAGUGUUACUACUCACAAUAUACAGAUUGUAAUGUGUCAAAAAAGGACUGGAGGCGGGGUGCACAACACUAUUUAGGUUAAGCACAAUACUUGACUGUUUUUUUUUAUUCUAUGUCCAUUUGAUAUUUUAUACCAGUAUCCACAGGAAUGUCAGGGAAUGAAUGGUGAGUUAUACACUGGAUCAUUUAAUGUUCUGCACAUCCAAUGACUUUUGAUAACUGGAAUUAUGUUUUUUUAGUGAUGUUCUAUUAUGUAACGUGUAGUUGACUCAGGUAGUGCAACAGAAAUGCCUACUAGAUUGAUACGUUUAUUUAUAGUUUAGUAAUAAAUAAUGAUUUACAAUUGUACUAUUUAUUUAUUGUUCAAAUCUGUGGAAUAGACAU
Molecule: messenger RNA, 1825 nt
Organism: Engraulis encrasicolus (European anchovy)
Lineage: Eukaryota; Metazoa; Chordata; Actinopteri; Clupeiformes; Engraulidae
Product: ammonium transporter Rh type B-like
Exons: 1
Coding region: 1-1434 (477 amino acids)
Biological process (GO): ammonium transmembrane transport; ammonium homeostasis
Cellular component (GO): plasma membrane
Molecular function (GO): ammonium channel activity
Source: RefSeq, a predicted model, not a curated record